UUUCUUUUUUCAAUUAGAUUUCCGCGAACGAGGCUGGACUACUUGAAAGCAAAUUUAUCAAGGGCGGGUCAAGAAAGUAGAUGAAAUUUUCAAGGAAAAAUAAUGUAAUUAUGCGGUGUUUGCAGCCGCCUAUUUAUAAGACAGUGACCUAGGAUUACUAGCAUCAAGUUGUUCAUUCUGCAUCCUUUAAAAUUUUGCUGACAUUGAGUGGCAUCUGAUUGUGUCAAGGAGCCACUGAACUCCUUAAUCAACCAUGGGCUGCUGCUCAUCAACAGAAAAGCGUUAUAUCCAAUACAAGUACUGUCCAUUAACCAAGCCUCAGAAAGCCAUUAAACAGCAUUACAAUGUUGUUGUCAUUGGAUCAGGAUAUGGUGGAGCUGUUGCUGCUUGCCGUGCAGCUAGGGCAGGCCAAUCAGUAUGCGUGCUUGAAAAAGGAAUGGAGUGGCUUCCUGGUGACUUUCCAGAGGCAAUGGAAGAUAGUUUUCGAGCAACAUAUGUAGAUGGAGAGCUAGCCCAGAAAACCUUUGGGCAUCCAAGCAAUCUGUUCCAAUUUAAAGCGUGCAAAAACCUAACUGUGAUGACAGGCUGUGGAGUUGGAGGGUCCUCUCUAAUUGACGAGGGGGUUGCACUCGAUUGUAAAGCAGCUGUCUUUUACGACCCGGUUUGGCCAGAUGCAUUCAGAGAAGACUUAGACAAUUUCAAAAAGUAUGACCGGGCGUAUUCUGAGCAGAUGCUGAGGCCUAGACCUUACCCAGACGAUUAUCCGGUUAUGAAAAGGAUAAACCAGUUGCGCGAGAUUGGAACUAGACUCGAGGUUGUCGAUAUUGAAGACAUGAACAAAUCGUUUUUUAGGACGCCAAUGUUUAUCAAUUUUGAAGAUGCUCCUUCAAACCACGUGGGUAUGCCACAACCUGCUUGCAACGGAUGCGGAAAUUGCCUGUCUGGUUGCAAUACCGGAGCCAAAAAUAACGUGGCUAUGAAUUAUUUGCCAGAUGCAGUGCAGCGUGGCGCAGAAAUCUUUACUCAGAUCGAAGUUACAGCUGUCUUGAAAGAUUACGAGUCUUACCAAUGGCAAAUAUUCUACAGAAGUUUAGAUGGGAGUGGUGCAAAAGAAGAGAGGUCCAUCAGAGCCAAUAUAGUCAUUAUCAGUGCAGGAUCUCUCGGAUCGACCAAAAUUUUGUUGGAAUCUUCACUACGUGGAUUGGAGGUUUCGAGUGAAGUUGGCAAAAACUUCUAUACAAACGGAGGGAUUUUCGGUGUCAGUUAUAAUGGGAAAGAGGCUUCACAUGCAGUUGGAUUGCACACUGGUAUGUUCAAAGGAAAACCCAAGGCCAAGUACGGGCCUGCUCCUGGUCCAACAGCGACUGCUUUGCUUGAUCUUCGAAAGAAGCGCGAUGGCUUUGUGAUGCAUGACGUAACAGUUCCAAGAUCCUUUGCUGCUCCGUACGUCGUUGCAUCUGCAAUUUCUUCAGGCCAAAUAAAUCCACCAAAUUUUCCCAGUGGGCCACAGUGGAAUGGCCUACUACAGAGACUAGGACAAGCAGCAUUGGCCAAUACCUUAGGUUUGUACUGCAUGACGAACAGUGACUCACCGGGAGAACUCUUCAUAGACGAAAACACGAAACAAGUUUCUAUAGACUGGGACCCAAAUAAGCACAAAAAGUACUAUCACACAGUAGAAAAAGCAUUGAGACAGGCAGUGGAAAUUUUAGGAGGCCAUUGUUCGGUAGAUCCACUAUGGUCCAGCCAGUUUGGGCCCGGACAUUUGAGCAGGCAUCCGAUAGGUGGUUGCUGUAUGGGAAACACUGGACUAAACGGAGUCGUGAACGACAAAGGACAGGUUUUCAUUGGCGAUUCGGAUGAUACUUACGAUGGACUGUAUAUAGUUGACGGGUCGAUUAUCCCUUGCGUUCUUGGUGUGAACCCAGCAUUUACAAUCACUUGUAUUGCCGAACGCUGCAUGCGAUUACUUGCUCAAGAUGAAAGCUGGACAACAGAUUAUACCCUUCAACCGCAAGGGCAGCGAAGACCUGAUCGCACAGACACAUCCGUUUAACACCAUAUCCAUCAGCAGAUGACGUCGAAGUUUGAUAAGGAGCCUGAAUGAAGGUAGAGAAAUACGCACAUCAAUCACUAAAUAUGUACUCUAUUCAAUACAUUUUGUUGCUUUACAUAGAAAUAUUUUCAUAGUAUAUAACAAUUCAUUAGAAAAGGUAAUCUGUAAGCUGGUAAUGUUAAAAAGAAAAGCUAAUUAUGAAGAUAAUAAACUUGUCGCAGGGUUAUGGUUAUGAAUGCUUUACAAUUUUCCAGGCAUCCACAUGGUACUGGACUUUGCUUUAAUUUAAAUUGAGUAAUAUUAAGUCAUAUGCUCCUUUUGACAAACCCUACGUCCGUGUCGAAGAUCAGGUUUUCCUAUUGAUACAGACCUCUUCUAUGCCUCUGUAUUGUUGCUAGCAUUUAAUGUAGCUAAGGUCGAUGUCCUUGUUUACCUUUCAGACUAGCUUUAGACUUAGCAGUUCUGUUCAUGGUUGAUAAGACGUGAUGUAGGUUGAUAAAUAGUCCAUUGUGUAUUAUUCGUUGUUUUAUAGACCUGAGUGUACCUGGGUAAUGCGUGGGUUUAGAAGCCAGAUAUAUUUUUAGGAUUUCUUUGAAGUGUUUUUUUCAAAGACCAUAUGGUUAAUCUUUAAGGCAUAUAUGCCCGUGGGAUAUGAAAUUUGGAUGAAUCUACUGCAUCCAACCCACGUCUACUGAGAAGAGACAUAUUGUCAAUAAGAGAUUGAAUGUACAAGAUCUGCAAUUAUAAAGCAUGCAAAAUUUGAUGCUCUGGUGUCCUGUUAACGAAAAGCUUUUAAUUUUCAAGGUGCAAAUUGUUUUUGCAUUUUAUUAAAGUUAUACUAAAAUUCUGAAUUUACAUUUAUAAUUCAUGCCAGAAAAGUACAAAUAAUUUAACAUGCAUGUGGAUACCACUGUCUAUAUUGUAUAUUUUGUCAGGUACACCGUCUCAUGCCAUCGGUCAAAACCUGUCAAUCUGUCCCUUACCUCUUGACUACUUUCAUUUCCUGGAAAUUCAUUAAGUAAAACAACUAAAUCAGAAACAUAAAUCAUUUUCACUACUACUAAGGCCCUGAAAACUACCAAAUUAUCUUUGUGAUGACAUAUAACAUUCAAUAAUUAGAGCGUCAGAUUGAAUUUUUUCUUGUCUUAUGUAGUAAUUUAUGCUACUUUGGUAUUAUUGCCUUAUAUAUUAUAAGCAUUUUACUUUGAAAUUGUGUUUUGAAUUGCUUGAAGUACAAUAAAUGUAUUCUUUCGAUAAAUAGGUAUCAUUGAAUUAUUACCAAUAUUUUAUGAAACGUUGUACAAUUUGUUUUUUGUAUUCAAUAUUAAAUCUUGUAGGAAAAGUGUUUUUUUGCUA
Messenger RNA from Rhopilema esculentum, 3412 nucleotides. RefSeq lists its product as uncharacterized. Gene Ontology annotation, molecular function: flavin adenine dinucleotide binding; oxidoreductase activity, acting on CH-OH group of donors. The record is from RefSeq and is a predicted model, not a curated record. Lineage: Eukaryota; Metazoa; Cnidaria; Scyphozoa; Rhizostomeae; Rhizostomatidae.